Thamnophis elegans (Western terrestrial garter snake) is the source of this 1176-nucleotide messenger RNA. Its product is annotated as ATPase family AAA domain-containing protein 1-A-like. The transcript is spliced from 10 exons. Gene Ontology annotation, cellular component: mitochondrial outer membrane. Gene Ontology annotation, molecular function: ATP binding; ATP hydrolysis activity. NCBI's taxonomy places the organism in Eukaryota, Metazoa, Chordata, Lepidosauria, Squamata, Natricidae. The record is from RefSeq and is a predicted model, not a curated record. Bases 1 to 1176 code for a protein of 391 amino acids.
AUGGGUUCCAGUUUGGGAGCUAGAAACACUUUGGAGAUAUUGCUGGGGGAUGUGUCGAAGGACUUCCUGACUCGUCCCCUAACCCGGAAUGAAGCCUGUCUUGUUCUUCUCCGUGUGGCCGUCUUUGGAGCCACCACCUACUUCAGUAUAAAGUGGGUCUCAGAUGCCCUAGACCCAGCCCAGAAGCAAAGAAUCCAGUUGAAGAAAAGAGCGGAAGACCUGAUGAAGCAGAUUGGAAUAGAAAAGCUGAAGCUGACGGAGCACGAGAUGAACAUCGUUGCUCAUUUGGUGGUUCCCAGGGACAUCAAGGUCAGUUGGAAUGAUGUUGCAGGCUUAGAUGAACUGGUCAGUGAACUUCGGGACACCGUAAUCUUACCUUUGCAACAGACACGCUUGUUCGAGCACUCCAAACUCUGCCAGCCCCCAAAAGGUGUCUUACUGUAUGGACCUCCAGGAUGUGGCAAGACUCUCCUUGCCAAAGCAAUGGCCCAGGCCUCCAACUGCAGGUUCAUCAAUCUUCAAGCGCCCACCUUGAUGGAUAAAUGGUACGGAGAGUCACAGAAACUCACAGCUGCCGUUUUUUCUCUGGCAAUCAAAAUCCAACCCUGCAUAAUUUUCAUUGAUGAGAUCGAUGCUUUCCUGAGGAACCGGUCCAGAACUGAUCACGAAGCCACAGCUAUGAUGAAAGCAGAAUUCAUGAGUCUCUGGGAUGGGCUGCAGACAGCAUCUGACUGCCAGGUAAUGGUGCUGGGAGCCACCAAUAGGCCACAAGAUGUGGACCCAGCCAUCCUGAGGAGAAUGCCAAUGACUUUUCACAUUGCACUACCUACCCAAAGGCAAAGACAAGAUAUCCUGAAUCUGAUUCUUGCUGGAGAAAAUAUGAGCAAUGCCGUGAGCCUGAAGGAGCUGGCAGAGAAGACAUGUGGUUACUCGGGCAGCGACCUCUGGGAAUUGUGUCGGGACGCAGCCACGUAUCGCGUGCGUGAUUAUGUCCGAAAACAACAAAUGAGGCAGAUCGCCCACCUGCUGCACUGCAGAGGGAGUGUGGAGGAGACGGACUUGGAAGAAAAUCCCUUGAGGCCACUUACUCAGCUUGACUUGCUGCUCGCCCUGGAAAAGAUGAAGGAGUCCAGAGGAGCCUCUUCGGCAAGGCUGACGGAGCCACCUUUGGACUGA